This is a messenger RNA of Myzus persicae (green peach aphid), 8183 nucleotides long. RefSeq lists its product as uncharacterized. Gene Ontology annotation, cellular component: nucleus; plasma membrane. Gene Ontology annotation, biological process: signal transduction. Gene Ontology annotation, molecular function: protein binding; guanyl-nucleotide exchange factor activity. NCBI's taxonomy places the organism in Eukaryota, Metazoa, Arthropoda, Insecta, Hemiptera, Aphididae. The coding region runs from base 415 to 5376 and encodes 1653 amino acids. The record is from RefSeq and is a predicted model, not a curated record. The transcript is spliced from 28 exons.
CCGGCAGCGUUCAGUUCUCGUUUGACUCUUGGCGCUGCACGUCAGACCCACGCGCGCGCGCACACCGAACACGACAUGAAAAAAUAAUAUUUUUGUAUAGCAUAUCAUUAUAUUUUAAAAGUAACGUCGUCGCCCACCGGCUGCGUGAUAUCAUUUUUUAAAUUUUUAAUCACAACUUCAUUGCAGUACACUCGAUGUUGUUUUACACGUUUUGCGUUUAUUUAUAUUGCGUUUGAUAUAUUUUUCAAUAUUUUUCGAUUUUUCACACAGACACACACACACACACACACACGCUCACUCACUUGUACAUCUAUAUUAUUUUUCGAUGUGAUGACACCGACUUUUUGGAUACGAGACCAUCGACCAUCAGUGAAUCUGACAAAUGUACGAGAAUAUCAAACAUAACCGUCGGCAAUGUUAAAGUGGACCGUAGUCGGACAGAGGGGUGGGGGAACGGCGACGUGGAGACAAACGACGGUGGCCGACGAGUCGCCGCCGUGCUUUUCGGAAAAGCCGCGACGAAGACGACCGUCCAGGAUGUCAGGCAAACACGACAAGGAAAACGCUGAAUGUGUGGACGUGAUGACACCGACAGCGAAGACUUGUCGCCGACGUCGUCGGGAGAGCUUGAGGGACGUGAGCAACCACAACAGCCCGGCGGUGGUGGCGUUGCAGAUAUCACCGGGCGGCAGACGGACGAAAAGUCCCUGCACGGAAGUCCAUUGGAUGCCUGCAGUGCAAAAGAGACGAUCAGGUGACGAUAUAUGUUGGACGGACGAUAAGGUGAAACGGAAAAAGCCGUGCACGGCCGACCAUGUGAUCUCUUCGGCGUACUCGGCUGUCGCGACGUUCGCCUCCACAGCAACAGCAGAAUUUGCCUCCACCGUCACCGUCACCUCCCCGGUCGACGAGCAGCUGUGCGUGUCCAUGUCUCCUGCCGAAGAACCGGUUCAGCUGUCGCACAAACAUUUGCCCACGAUGCCGACGGGUCAGCCUCGCACCCAGGGUGAUCUGCGCGCGUCCAGGCUGAUCGACCGGUACGUGGAUCAGAUCCGCAUGGACGACGUUACGUUCGUCCGUGGAGACAGCGAACGGCUCAGCAUCGUGUCGCCGCUGGCCAAACGGCUGGCGGAGAUCCGGUUACGGCGAUCUCCCGGGACGGCGAUAGUGACGACGACGGACGCCUGCAAGAGAAAACGAUCGCUGUCCGAUUGCGAAGACGACUGGCCGGAGACGCCGAUCGCCGGCAACAAACGGCCCGUCGCCUCGUGGUGGUGGCAGUGCUCAGGUGGCGGCGGCGGCGGUGGUCUCACUCUGCCCGACGGCCUGCCUAGUCCGUUCCCCUCGACGCUCAACCGUCACCGCGUCGGCGGCCCACUUCACCAGCGGCGGAUCGGGACGCCUAGCCCCAUCACGCCACUUCACCGGCAGUCGGCCGCCGACGAUUCUGACGACUAUUGGAAGACACCCGUCGGACCCUCGCUGGCCACCGGCAUUCGCACCGACCGGCUGCUGUCCACCACGUCGUCCACAACCGUCGAUGACGAGAUCAUCUGCUGCAGCGAUCCACGUAGUCCGGCUGUACUGGACGAGACGUUCACGCUCAAGUCCCGCAGGUGUCUGUCGUUCGUUUCGCCGCCGCCUGAUUCGUCGGCAAAAAAGCGGAACCGGAAGUCAUUGAAAAAACCGUCUUCCGCCACUGCCGACAAAGCUUCAGGCCUAGAGGUAUCCAUUGAAUUGAAAGACUCAACACACUUAACCGUACUACUUAAAAGAGGCAGAAAUCUGGUGUGUGCAGACGGUGAACCGCCAAACACUUAUAUAAAGGUUUACUUAGUACCCGGCAAAGGAACUUGUCACAAGACCCGAGUGCGGCACAAUUCUACCAACCCUCGUUUCGACGAAUCUUUUUCCGUCCCACUCUCUGAGGAAGAUCUGGACAAGAGAAUAUUGAUAUCCGCUUGGCACCGAGACAGAUCUAAAAGGAGGAGCGAGUUCCUGGGCUACAUGUCGUUUGCGGUGAAAAACGUCCUCAAAAAAGAAAUAAACGGUACGUUCAAACUCGUACCACAAAGUCCCGGGCGAAUGCCACCGCACUCGACUCCGGCUCAUCGACCACAAGACCUGACCGUGGUUAAGACCGUACACUGCAGCACCGAUGACGAUGAAGAAGACAUCAUGAUUGAUGACGAAACUACACCCAGUAAUCGUUCAGUGUCCGUCAAGGUAAAAUCUAGUCAGAAGCCAAAAAAAGACACACUGACCGCUAAAACGGGCAAUGAAGAAAACAAAUUCUUGCAAUACCUGGAGCUGGACCCACCACUGUCGUCCAAUAAGGAUGGUAGAAGUGGCAGAACUCCUUUCACGAUUACCAAACGGUUGUCGAAACCCUCGGGAUCCAGUUUUGGCUUUUCCAUAGCGUGGACACACCCCCCGAGGGUGGAAAGAGUGGAGUGCGGCUUACCUGCGGACCAAGCGGAUCUGAAGCCCGGAGAUUAUGUAGUAUUCAUCAAUAAAACUAACGUAGUGAUGAUGGCCGAAGACGACGUCAUGGAGUUGAUUAAAUCGUGUGGAAAUCAGCUGUCGUUGGAAGUGUACAACAAAACGACGACGGCCAACCGGAGGAAGAAUCAACCGCCUCCAAGGUCUGCGUCCACCCCUGGCGUACUCAGCCUGGCAGCCGCCGCGGUCAGCCAGAGCGACACGACCGUUUCACUUCAAGAGCCGCCCAGAAGACGAUUUCACAUACCUCAAGUGACGUUCACGUCCGAGAACCUUUCCGGCGAUAUGGACUCGCAACUGAGGUGGAUUCAUCAACUUCUCACGGCCGAGCAACAGUUCGUGUUAUGUUUACAAUUCGGAAUUGGGAGGUAUCUGUUGCCGUUGGCCGAACGCAAAGACGUGCUCAAGUCCAAAGAACACGCGGCGCUAUUUCAAAACGUUCAAGAGCUGCUGCGCACCACCGAAGACACCCUGGAGCGUAUAAUCGACAACGACUGGAAAAUGCUGGCGCGGAACACGUGCAAGGCAUACGUGAAGAAAAUCGAUCAGAUCAACGGUGCCUAUUACAAGUACUGCAAAGGCAUCAUUCAAGCGGAUUGCGUGCUAGUGGAAAAAAUACGAAAUCCCAGUUUUUUGGAGCUGAUCAAAGACCCUCCCAUACCCGACCGUAGGCCGGAUUUGAUCACGUUCAUUCACAAGCCACUGGAGCAUUACAGAAACGUAUUAAAAUGCAUGCAACUCAUUCAAAUCAAUACCGAACACGACGACGAAGGUUUUGAAGCGUUGUCACAUAUAGUCCACGAAAUGCAGACGACAUAUCGGUUCAUAACUGUGGAAUCCGGUUUGAUGGAACCGGAAGUGGACGGUAAGCCUUUACUGUCGCUCAACGAUUUGGAAGCCCGUUUGGUAUUCACCAGGUGCAAGCCUUUUACGUUGAACACGCCGGACCGUCAUUGGAUAUUCGCCGGCGACCUGAGCCGCGUUGAAGGACGGUCGGUCAGGUCGUACUGGGCGCUGUUGUUCUCCGACAUUUUGUUGUUCACCAAAGUCAGCAGGGACCGCGUGUUAUUUGUAACCGACGAACCCUUGCCGCUGUCCUCGAUUGCUCAAACACAGUUCUCUGUCAAGAAAAAAGAUACCGAAUUCCGGUUGGUAAUUAGCAGUGGGUCGGAUACGUCGUCGUGUCACAGUAGUCCGGCCAUGACCGGAUGCAGUCCUCUGUUUGCCGAUCUGUCAGGAACUCUUUCAAGAUUGCCGAAAAACAAAGGAAGAGUGAUCGUGCUCCGAGCGCCAAAGGCCGAACUGAAAGCUGUGUGGCAAAAUCUCAUUCAGAGACAAAUACUGACAAUGGACAAAAACGCAUUCGGGCCGGACGGUAAGUGUAGGGGACAGUCGUCGUCGGAACCACCGGACUCGCCGGACGACCUGUUGGCCAACUCGCUGGCCACACUGGACGACGACGUCUACGCGGACAGGCUAAAGACUUUUGCCGCAUCGUUAGUGGACGAGAGGUGUCAGAGGAUGACCAAGAGCAGCACGUGCAACAAGGGCAAGGCGCUGCACAUAUCGCAGUGGAUAAAGGGCGAACUCGGAGGUGGCUUAUUAGACGGAGGCAGUUGUGGAGGCGGCGGAGGCGGCAGCAGCGGCGACGGUGGUUACGAUGUCGAUGACUUAGAACUGUGGUCCGCGGAACAGAUGAACGCCAAACGGGAGGAGAUCGAACGUCGGUUGUCGUCGGCUGCGGCGGCCAGGGACGGCGUUGAGGCCAUCAUCGAGUACGCGACGGCGGCGGAAACAUUGUCGGUGGUCAGUAGUCCGGACGACAGCCAAAGAACCGUUGUGCCUGAAAACGUGUGCAACAAGUGUCAGAGGACGUGUGACAUUAACGGGAACCAGCAGCCGGACGCUUUCCUCGACAUGGAUCCCGAAAACAAAUGGAAACCAUCCACGGUGUCCACGUCCACAGACCUCAGCCCUUGUGAACCUUUUGGCCUUAUCAACAACAAUAACAAUAACAUCAACGACAAUACUGGAAAUGAUAAUGAUAACGUAUUCGAUGAGGACGACGAUGACGACGACGACGACGACGACGACGACGAGGACGGACUUGAACCAGAUCGACCUUACGCUUUGCUCGCUUCAUCACCGCCGCUACAACGUAGUAGUCAACAACAUUAUCAACAACAACAACAACAACAACAAAUUCGACUGCAACCUCGGUUUUCGUCGACGUGCAGCCUGGACAGAACUGGCACGAAUCGCGACCAUUCGACGGACAGUCUGGACAGAGUAGAGUAUUGUUCGACCACCGACUACCGGUGGCCGGAAGACUUUUGUCCAGUUACAGCCAGCUGUUGUCUACCGACAGACGAAGACUACAACUACGAUGCAUCGAGCGAAGAAUUCUGGGGAACGCCAAACAGUAGCACCACAUCACCGCUAUCCAUCGAAGUGAACUAUCAGGAAGACCGGAAAAUCGAAACGCUCUUUUCGUCUCCAGUAGUAACGUCAUCAACGCCUAAAGAGAGACCGGCUCGAUUAGAACCACUGAUCGAAGAAAUCGAAUCGUCGGACAACACUCCGUCAUACGAAUAUAAAGAAAUCGUUUAUGGGGAAGGUCAGACUCUGUUGAACUUUAAGACCGGGCCUGUGGCUGGGUCAAAAGACAAACACUCUGGGGACAAAUCGAUCGCCAAAAACUUUAAUUAUGGUUUUGCGAAUGCGACAGAUUUAACAUGCUGUGGCGGACGUCCGGCAGGAGUCGUCCGAAGAGGACCUGCAGCACCGAAUCCAAAAUGGGUGCAAAUUUUAUCAGGAGACGACGAGUUAAGUCUGAAAAGUCAAAACAAAACAAGGAAAUCAAACUCAAUCUAAUCGAAAGCGUAUACUUAUUACUCUUUGGUUAACUUAUUAUCUACCUUUAUUAUAUAAUAUAAGCUCAUAUUGUAGUUAUUAGGUACAAAUUAAAUGUUAAUCCUCUGUUGUAGAUAUUAUCUUUACUAGUUACGUACUUUUGACAAUAUGUGCAUUGUACAUACAAUGUACCUACAUGGCUUGAAACCAAAACAAAUAUUUAUAUUUUUUUUUAUUGUGUUUUGAACUAUUGAUAUUUUAUUAAUGUUUUCGUUAAAUUUUUAUAUGAUUUCGAUUUUGAUUUUGCAAAUCAAAAUUUAUUUUUCAGAAUUUCGAUUUAAAAUACCUUUCGAUUAAUAUGCAUGGGUUUAUAAUUAAUCAAUAUAAAUUAUAUCGAUCGAUUGGUAUUUAAAAUGUAUUUAAAGACCAGUGGCCUAAAGCCUCGCAGUUUUAAACUAAAUGAAAUAAAUGUCAAUACAAUAUAUUCAUAAAUCAAAUUAAAUAUUCAUUUUAGGUAAGACUUAUUAUUUCGUAUUUCAAAAUCAUAUUAAAACAAAUAUUGUACGUGGUUGUGCUAUGCUAAUAGACUGAUUAUUUUUUGUUAUUUUAUAUGACAAUUGACGACGACUGCAAUAGUCUCGACACAAUAUUCGGAUAUUCCACUUUAGCACGUUAUACAUAAUUCUCACUCGUUUUACUUCAAAAAACUAUUUUAUUUUUAUACAUAACAAACUUACCUCGAGUCCAUGACUCAUUACAACUUCGUUAGAAUCUAUUUUCAACAUAAUAUAAUUAACCGUUGCGUUACAAUCAAUAUGUAUACACUUGUUGACUGUUGUUUGACUGUACAAUAUAAUAUUAUACACUAUAUAUAUAAUAUAAGUAGGAGGUAUUUGAGCAUAAACUAUAACAUUUUAAAGCAACAAAAAAUAAAUCAUUUAUCGAAAUAAUAUUAUAUUAUACGUUAAUAUUAUUUGGCAAUAUUGAAGUACAAAUGGUGCGAGAGAUUUAUACAUAGGUAUUAUGCUAUACAAGCUUAACAUUUGUUAUUAUUAUUAUUAUUAUUAUUAUUAUUAUUAUUAUUAUUAUUAUUAUUAUUAUUAUCAUCAUCAUUAUCAUUAUUGCUUUACAGAUAUUUUAUAUACUAUUUCAUAAAUAAACGUUCAUAUACUUACUUAUAGUUAAGAUAGGCGAUGUGGUGCGGGAAAUCUAUGACUUUAUUGUACAUAUUUUUUUGGGAUUAAUUUUUUAAGCUCGACAAUAUUAUGAGUAACCUAAGGACUUAUGUAAGUACCAAAUCAAGAUGAUUCAAUUUUAACGGUCUCUUCGGGAGCAGGAAUAAUAAUCAAAAUGAUAGAGCUUAUACCUAGUGUAUAAGUGAAUAUAACGUAUGACCUGCAAAGAAAUAAAAAUGGACUUGAUUAAAACUUUCAUUUUAAUUUAAAUUUUAAAAUGGCGGUAGUAUGGUUUUUUCUUUGGUCUGAUUUCUAUAUUUUACCACACAUAAAAGAAAUAGAAUACCGAAGUCCGAGGCAGUUAUUCUAUUAAAAAGUAAUGAUUUUUUUGAAGAAUGUUAUUUAUUUAAUACAGCUAUUAUUUGUCUGUAGGUAUCUAUUUUUUAUAUACACUUGGUUGAAAAAAACCAUCUAGUUGAUUCAAACAAUCAAAAAUGUGUUUUUAAACUCUUUUAUUCGUAAUUGUUCACUGUGACUUCGAUAUAGGUACCUAUACUCCAAUAUUAUGUCUAUUCUAUUUUCUCAAUGUUCUAUUUUACUAUUUCUCACAUUUGUAGUUAAAAAUCCUUUAAAAUUUAACUUAUUUCACCUAAGUUACAAUAAUGUGCGAAUUAACGGUACAUUUUUUGACAUUAACUAGGUGAUAAUGGUUGAAUAUCAGGCAAGUUAAACAUAACAGCCAACAGGUGGCUUGGUGAGUACGCUCAAUCUGCGGAAACGCUCUGAGUGUAUUUACCGGUCGGCGUUGCUAGUUCUCCGAUGGGUAACCAUCCGGGAUUUUUAGCAACGAAAACUUUGCCACACGUACGUGUUCCAACGCAACUGUUCCCUCCUACAAACAGCUAAUGGCUAUAGAUUCCUAGCUUAAGUUUAAUAAUAAAAAAAAAAACAACAGAAAGUAAAAAACUACUAAAAUCAUAGUAAGCAUUUUUAUUUCUGAUGUUAUGAUAGGGAUCUAAAAUAUUUUAUUUAAUUUUCACUUUAAAUAAAAAUGCCUAUACCUUCAAAAUAUUACUCUAACAAAAACCAUACAUUUAUUUCUAAUAAUGUUCAGCUUUUAUUUAUAAAUUUGUAAUCACUUAAAUAAUUUUUCAUUUCCAUAAUUUGGGGUACUAUUAUUUUUUUUGUUUUUUGAUUCGUUUAUUUGUAAAGUGUAACUUUCAUUAUGAAUUACUAUAAUAAGCUAAAUAUGGGUAGUAGCCACUAACUUAGUACUACCUAAGUACUUACAUCUAUGAAAGCGAACAAACUAUUGCAUUUAUAUUUUAAUUUUAAGUCGACAAAAUCAGUUACUACCUACUUAUUUUAAAUUAAUUAAAAUUAAUUUUAAGUAAUUUUAUUACAUUUCUGGAUAGCUAAUCUAUUGUAAGCCUAUCCAGGAUAAUAUAUUGUCAAAAUGUUUUCAGUAAAAUAAGAACCUUAACAAUUGCUGUGAGUUGUAAAACUAAAUAUGUUUUAAGCAGUAAUACAAUUUUGAUUCCUAAUAUCCAAACAAAUAAAGCAGUACUUACCUUAGUUAAUGAUAAGUAAAUAUUUUGUGUGAACAAUUUUAUGAAUCGCAUUUUAACCUAUUAAAUAUAUUUAUUUUUAAUA